AAUUACAAUGGCGCUGCAGCAAAACGGGAUCGGAUCCAAACACAGCGGUGACACUUCCAGCGAUCGCCCAUCUACGAACGGGAGCGGAGAAGUCCAGCGUGACCGGGCUGAGGGGUUCACGUUCACCUCCGAGCCCACUCUUGAGGACAUCCGCCGCAUGCAGACUGAAUUCACGGAAGAGAGGAACUGGAACCAGUUCCACAAGCCGCGGAACCUGCUGCUGGCGCUGGUCGGGGAGGUCGGGGAGGUGGCGGAGCUCUUCCAGUGGCGCGGGGAGGUGGAGGAGGGUCUGCCGGACUGGACCGAGCCGCAGCGGGAGCACCUGGCCCAGGAGCUCAGCGACGUGUUGAUCUAUCUGGUCGAACUGGCAGAGAAAUGCCACGUUGAUCUGCCUCAAGCUGUCCUCCGCAAAAUGGCCCUUAACCGACUCAAGUACCCGGCCAGCAAAGUUCACGGGUCUGCCAAGAAGUACACCGAGUACAAGGACUGAUGCCCGGGGCGGCUUCGUGCUGCAGCCAAAGACUCUCGUUACCGAGUGGUUUAUUUGAGGAAGCUGAUGCUGAGUGCCUUAAAAACUGUAAAAAUCCGUUGUGCUCUUAACGUCGAUGGUUUUUAUUUCAUUUAAACUAAAUGCUGGCACGACCGCCCCCGGUUUACUUUCAAGCUUUUUAGAAUUUGUACGUAAGAAACUUGUUUCGGGUUUAGUUUUAAAGUUCUCAUUUUAAGUUUUUACUUUACCAAACAAAAGCUGCUGUGGAGAACCCGGGUUUCUUUGCCAUGUAGCGUUUUUGCUUCAUCACAGUAAAGAGUUUUGUUGCAGCUCA
Messenger RNA from Puntigrus tetrazona (Sumatra barb), 824 nucleotides. RefSeq names its product dCTP pyrophosphatase 1-like. The transcript has a single exon. Gene Ontology annotation, molecular function: nucleoside triphosphate diphosphatase activity. NCBI's taxonomy places the organism in Eukaryota, Metazoa, Chordata, Actinopteri, Cypriniformes, Cyprinidae. Gene Ontology annotation, biological process: nucleoside triphosphate catabolic process. Bases 8 to 490 code for a protein of 160 amino acids. The record is from RefSeq and is a predicted model, not a curated record.